Molecule: messenger RNA, 2065 nt
Organism: Brassica napus (rape)
Lineage: Eukaryota; Viridiplantae; Streptophyta; Magnoliopsida; Brassicales; Brassicaceae
Product: protein DETOXIFICATION 43
Exons: 13
Coding region: 193-1782 (529 amino acids)
Biological process (GO): transmembrane transport
Cellular component (GO): membrane
Molecular function (GO): citrate transmembrane transporter activity; xenobiotic transmembrane transporter activity; antiporter activity
Source: RefSeq, a predicted model, not a curated record
GCACACACUUAUUAUAUUAGAGCCAAGUCCCACUCCUGGCACACGCCUAUUAAUAAUCCCCUUUAAACUCUCCCAAUACUCGCUUGUAUCACUACUCAUCUCAAGUUCACGUGAUUACUUACAUAGCGUUGCCCACAUACAGACACGACAAACCAAACACAUAGACAGAGUUUCUGCGGAGAAGCUCCAUUGAUGACGGAAAUUAGUGAUCAUACUUCAGUUCCCGCCAGCGUGGUCACACAGAUCCCAUUUCUUGUUAUCUUCAAAGAUUUAACACAUGUAUUCAGUAAGGAUGCAAUUGGGCGAGAGAUACUAGGCAUAGCGUUUCCUGCGGCUUUGGCUUUAGCUGCUGAUCCAAUAGCCUCUCUGAUUGACACCGCUUAUAUCGGACGUUUAGGAGCGGUUGAGCUAGCAGCGGUUGGAGUAUCCAUUGCGAUAUUUAACCAAGCUUCUAGAAUCACGAUAUUCCCAAUUGUGAGUGUUACAACUUCCUUUGUCGCUCAAGAAGACACGAUGGAGAAGAUGAAAGAAGACGAAGCAAAGAAAAACAAACUUGUUCAUGCAAAUACUUUAGCUGUUCAAGAUUCUUUGGAGAAAGGCAUUGCGUCACCCACAAGUAACAACAUUAACCAGCCGCAGCAAACGCCAGCUUUAGAUGCAAAGCCAAGCAGCGGAAACAAAGCAAAUAAGAAAGAAAAAAAGAAUAUUAAAUCGGCAUCAACGGCCAUGAUCAUAGGGUUAAUCCUAGGCCUUGUGCAAGCUAUAGUCUUGAUUUUCAGCUCGAAAGUGCUCCUAGGUGUCAUGGGAGUGAAACCGAAUUCUGCAGUGUUAUCACCAGCGCACAAAUACUUGACCAUACGAUCACUAGGUGCUCCUGCAUUGCUUCUGUCGCUUUCAAUGCAAGGCAUCUUUCGUGGCUUCAAGGACACCAAAACUCCUCUCUAUGCUACUAUCGUAGCAGAUGUUAUCAAUAUAAUUCUCGACCCAAUUUUCAUCUUUGUGCUUCACCUUGGCGUCAGCGGUGCAGCCAUUGCCCAUGUCAUUUCUCAGUACUUCAUGACUCUAAUACUAUUCAUCCGCCUCGCGAGUAAAGUUAAUUUGAUGCCACCAAACUUUGGAGCUUUGCAGUUCGGCAAGUUCCUUAAAAAUGGGGGACUAUUGCUGGCAAGGACCAUAGCUGUGACGUUUUGUCAGACACUAGCAGCAGCAAUGGCGGCUCGGCUAGGAACAACACCAAUGGCUGCAUUUCAAAUCUGUUUACAAGUCUGGUUAACUACGUCCCUCCUGGCAGAUGGUCUUGCUGUAGCCGGUCAGGCGAUUCUUGCUUGUUCUUUUGCCGAGAAGGAUUACAAUAAAGUGUCUUCUGCUGCAUCCCGUGUUCUACAGAUGGGUUUUGUGCUAGGACUUGGACUGUCCGUUUUUGUUGGACUAGGACUAUACUUUGGUGCUGGAAUAUUCACCAAGGACCCUGCUGUUAUUCACCUCAUAGCCAUUGGAAUACCGUUUGUAGCGGCGACACAGCCAAUAAACUCACUUGCUUUUGUGUUGGACGGAGUCAAUUUUGGAGCAUCUGAUUUUGCUUACACUGCAUACUCCAUGGUAGGAGUUGCAGCCAUAAGCAUUGCAGCAAUAAUACACAUGGCAAAGUUCAAUGGUUUUCUCGGAAUAUGGAUAGCUCUUACCAUCUAUAUGGGCCUUCGAGCUAUUACUGGAAUUGCCAGGAUAGCAACAGGAACUGGACCGUGGAGAUAUUUGCGUGGACGAUCCCCUUCAUCUUACUAGGACUUAGUUUAUAAUGAGAUGCACCUUUUUCGUCUUUCUUCGUUUUUGUUGUAUAUUUCUUGUGUUCUUUUCACAUUUUGCACGAAAGAGCUCUCUCUCUCUCUCUCUUGUUUAGCUUAAACACUAGUUGCAGAUAAAUAAUUUGAUCAGGCGAUUAUGUGGAGCCCUGGAUGGCUAGACAUUUUCUUUGUGGAAAUGUCUGGUUAGGCUAAGGUGCUUCAAAGAAGUCUGUAACUCACAUCUAUGCGCUAUGUCCAUAAUAAUACUACUUUUUGCAAACUCA